UCUUCUCGACCCUCCCAGUCCAUGGAGAAAAACCCGGCUGGAAAUUCAAAAAGUUUUCAACUUCCCAGCGGCAUUUUCUCGAAAGACUUGCGCGGGAAAGAUUCUUGUCGACCGCGUCCAUGGAGAAAAGCCCGGGUGGAAAUUUAAAAAGUUUUGAACUUCCAAGCGGGAUUUUCUCGAAAGACUUCUCGGGAAAGAUUCUUCUCGACCCAGUCCAUGGAAAAAAGCCCGGUUGGAAAUUUCCAAGGCGGUUUUUCUUCGCCCGCAGACUUUACAUACUCAGGUCCGGUGGCCUGAGCAAAACUUUUACUCAGGUCGCGUAUCCUUCGUCCUUCGUUUCUGCAUUUGUAAUGCAGGAAUGCAGGAGAAAACAUACCAUAGCACGGCUUUCCAACUUUGGAAAGUUGUAGCGCAGAGGUGAAGGACCACUAGGACAACAGAGAGUCAAAUUAGUUGAAGUGGCCAUCUCAACGUUCCUCCGAUGGAGGAAAAUUGAAAGAGCCACGUCAACAGUUUGUCCUUCGUUUCUGCAGUAGCAUUACACAUUGCCAAUCAUGGCUUCCCCCCGGCCACAUGGCCGCAGGCCUGCGCUCGCUGGCGAACGAGCGAUUGAUGGAGGGACGCGGGGACGGGGUGGCGGAUCAGCGACCGGUGAUGGAGGAGAGCGAAGACGAUGGGACGGCUCGGCGCAAGUUGUCGCCGGUUUGAGUAAUGCUCAAAAAGCAUGGAUGCAUCCCCCCCCUCCCCCCCCAUUACUUGAAUAAUGGUCCGACUUUUGUUGGACAAGAUCUUGUGAAAAGUAGAGCAUUAUGCGAGACGUCGCUUGAUUCGUGUUGAACUUGAAAGCUGGCACAAAGAGGGCGGCUUAAUUGAGCUACUCCAUACCCCAUCGCGCCGAGUAACUGGAAGGAAACCUACCGGAAGAUGUGAAGCAAAAUUGAAGUUGGAGUUCGAACCACCACUGAGUUUUUUUGAAUAUCAGGCUCGUCAGUGGCGUGAGCCCGAGGCAGAAUUUUUUUUACAGCUUGCAUUUGAGUAUAAGCUAAGUUUAAGUACUUCAUCUACUUUUAGUGCAUGUAGUGAGGUACCACCGUGUGAUCCUUGCAAAAAUGAUCAGACAGAAAGCUAAAAAGCGUACGUGAAGAAAAUCCAGAAGAAACGAGAAGCGAAAACCGUUUGAGAAAAUUUCAGUUUAUUUUGACGAGGUGGUCGGUGAAACGACAACGAGUUGUAUAGUCAAGGAAUAACAGAAGAGGGCCCAAAAGAGCCCUUAAUUUCUUGCAAAGAGACGAGAGGGGAGAAAAUGAUUACGACCUCCUCAUGCACAGUUGAGUUACUGCAUUUGCUUUUGAUCAAGACGUCAUGCCCAUGUAGACGGG
Amoebophrya sp. A120 is the source of this 1379-nucleotide messenger RNA. NCBI's taxonomy places the organism in Eukaryota, Dinophyceae, Syndiniales, Amoebophryaceae. The record is from the annotation of a GenBank genome assembly.